Messenger RNA from Labrus bergylta (ballan wrasse), 1114 nucleotides. RefSeq names its product iroquois homeobox 7 (gene irx7). NCBI's taxonomy places the organism in Eukaryota, Metazoa, Chordata, Actinopteri, Labriformes, Labridae. Gene Ontology annotation, biological process: cell development; regulation of transcription by RNA polymerase II; neuron differentiation. Gene Ontology annotation, cellular component: nucleus. The record is from RefSeq and is a predicted model, not a curated record. Gene Ontology annotation, molecular function: RNA polymerase II cis-regulatory region sequence-specific DNA binding; DNA-binding transcription factor activity, RNA polymerase II-specific.
AUGCCCGCUUCACAAACUGGAUUUGGAAACUUCUUCUUGGAGAGGAACAUCAACAUGCCGGCUGGAUAUCAGAUCCCGGUGCUGGGCUGCCCGCCGGGCGUGCAGCAGCAGCAGCUGGCGGCGAUGGCUGCAGGAGUUCCUUUAACGUACUCAGGACUACAAGGAUACAACUUUAUCCCCUAUCCACACCACAGGCACAUCACACACAUGAAUAACGGUUUCGACCUGAAGGCCGCAUCUCCCUACCAUCACGCGCUCCUGGCUCGUGGGGGAGCUUUCUACUCGCCGUACCGCCCGGGAGCAGCGGAGGAUCCCGGGAGGGUCGCCAAGGUGGCCACCCGGGAGAGCACCGGGGCGCUUAAGGCCUGGCUGAACGAGCACCUGAAGAACCCGUAUCCGACCAAGGGCGAGAAAAUCAUGCUCGCGAUCAUCACCAAAAUGAGCCUGACGCAGGUCUCCACCUGGUUCGCCAACGCGAGGCGGCGCCUGAAGAAGGAGAACCGGGUCAGCUGGGCGUCCAAGGGGAAGUCGGACGAGGAGGAGGAUGACGAGGAGCAGGAGGGGGAGAGUGACGAUGAGGACAGCUCGCUGCAGAAAUGUCACCUGGAUGACCAGGAAGACGAGGAAGAAGAAGAAGGGCAAGCUGAGCGCGCAGACACGCAGGAGCAGGUGGGGAGCGCAGCACCUGUGGAGGAGCAUUUGGAGAUGCAGCAGCAGCAGCCAGGCAGCGAGCACCAGGACAGAAAUCUCGCACUUGUCAAGAAAGUUGAAAACUCGGAACACACACCUUCCGUUUUGGAAAGUAAAGACAACAUUGUGAACCAGAAACCAAAAAUCUGGUCUUUGGCAGAAACUGCCACCUCGGACACUGUGAAGAAACCCGUGGACAGUAUUUACCAUCCGGCCGGGAAACUUUGGGCAGAGUGGGCUUCAAGGAACGGCCUGUUUGUCCCCACAUACACACACACUCGUGAACUCAUCUGAGCGCGUGUGUUUGGACUCAAAUGAAGAGACUUUUAACCACAUCUUUUUUUUUGCACUUUAAACUAUCAAACCUCAGGAAACUUUUACCUCCUGAAGUUUGCAGUGAAAUGUUCUGGGACCAAAGACUAAA